This is a messenger RNA of Drosophila virilis, 4833 nucleotides long. It is a transcript of the gene Taf3, whose product is annotated as TBP-associated factor 3. Gene Ontology annotation, molecular function: p53 binding; protein heterodimerization activity; transcription factor binding. The record is from RefSeq and is a predicted model, not a curated record. Gene Ontology annotation, biological process: positive regulation of transcription by RNA polymerase II. Lineage: Eukaryota; Metazoa; Arthropoda; Insecta; Diptera; Drosophilidae. Gene Ontology annotation, cellular component: transcription factor TFIID complex.
AUCACCAACACAUGCAUACUGACAAAAUAAAUAUACAAUUAAACGUCAAUUAAAUCAAUGAUGACCGAAAAAUAUACAUCGGAGCUAUUAGGUAUUGUUAUAGCUCAAAUAGCUCAAACAAUUGGAUAUAGCAGGACUCAGAGUGCCCCUCUGGAAUUGCUAGAGGACAUUUUACAAAGAUUUAUCCAAGAACUCGCCCGCGAUUUACAUAGCCAAGCCGAGCACGCUAACCGCGUCGAGCCCAAUCUAAAGGAUGCAUUUCUCAGCUUAAGGAACCUUAACAUAAACGUUCACGAAUUGCUUGACUAUAUUGGAAAUGUUGAGCCAAUCCCAUUUGUACGGGAAGUGCCAGCAUACCCCGUCAAAAGAAGCUCCAAUAUGAAUUUCCUAAAGCCGGGCAGUGCGGAGACUCUGACGCGACCAGUCCACAUAUUCGAGUACCUGCCUCCGAUGUUGCCCACAGAACCAACUGCAGGCACCUCCACAAGAUGGCCUGACAAAGCGUCUGACCAGCAACAUCUUCAACUAUGCAAACUGGAGUCAAGCCGAGAGGUUGUACUCACAUUUAGCCAUAAAACUGCGGUCAAGUUAUUGCAAGAUGUUAAACCAGACUUUGUCGCUGCUGGCAUACAAAAAUGGAGCAGCCAAAACGAUCCAGCAGUGAUCGCAUCAACAUCUAGGGACAACUUGGAUCACGAUGGUCACGCGUUACGAGAAAUAAGCAGCGUAGUUAUGACAACCGGAGGGUUUAUUUCGCCAGCAAUAGAGGGAAAAUUGCCGGAAGCCUACGUGCCUGAUAUUAUUGAUAAAUUCAAAGGACUGGAUGCGCCAUCAAUUUCGCCUCCAGCACCUAAAACACCGGAAAACCAAAAAUAUUCCUCCAACGAUAUCGUUGACGUGCCAGUUAUAAAAAGAAUGGCCUCUCUCGAGGCAACGCCACAUUCUGUAGAGAAUGCGCCCAUUUUUAUUGAUCGAAUGACACCAAAUAGCUUGCAGGAAGUCAACACUGUUUUGAAAGCUGAUGCUACAUCGGUUCCUGCAACAUCAAACAUCAAAGCGAAAAAGAACAAAAAGAAAAAUUUGGUGGGCGGUCGGCCAAAUGAUCAAACAGCAGAUCUAAGUUCAAUAAAGGCACAGGAGAAGGCUCAACGAAAAGCUUUAAAAAUCUAUCACAAGUUGUCCAAGAAUCAGGCUGACGGCGGCGGCAACAUAAUAGAACUAAAAAAAUCGAUGAAAAAUUUAAAUCGUGGCAUGUUGUCGGCCUUGCCGGACGGCUCAACCGAGAGGCUGCAGCUAGAAAAAUUAAUAAGAAAGCAAACAAAGCAACGUCAAAAGCACCUAAAGAGCCAAAAGCAACAGCAGCAAUUUCCACCGAUGUCCAAGUUAGCCAAAGGUGCAAUCAAUCCCAUAGCGUUGGCUGCCGAAUCCAAUGCAGAUCUUGAGCCAACUUUGGUACCCUUCGCACACCCAUUGGCAGCCGGUACGGCAAUAGCCGAAAAUGUUGUUGGUUUGGUCGAAAAUAAAGAAAUAUUUCAAACCAAUUUGUCACUAACCCCUGCGAGCAGCAUUGUGGAUGCUUCGCUGUCCGAGGAAAUUAAACUGGCAAGCGAACCGGACCGAAAUAAAUUGAAUAUUUUUAAAAAAAUAUCCAAACAAAAGGCGCCCAAACCAGUAUCGCCAAACCAACUAAAUAUUGGCACAAAUCUCUUCGGGAGUCCCAGUAGCAACGUAUCGCCAUUGAUAACGCUACCAUCCGGAACAACCAUAACGCCAGCUCCACCGGCUGGCGCCACCGAAAAUGUAAAUAUGCCUCUGCACAGUCUGGGCAUGUCAGUGGGUAAUAGUAUGGCCACAUACGAUUAUAUGCAGCCUUUUGGACACUUAUCAACUGUGUCUCCAACGACUGCCAAUCUUGUGGGCAUCGAUAUGAAUAAGCCGAAAAAACGCGGUCGUAAGCCAGGUGGCAAAAAUCAAGCCAGAUCACUCGUACCACCAACUGGCCUCGCACCAAUACCUAUGCAAUCGCCAAAGAAAACGAAGGACACAAAAUUAAAUGCAUAUAUCACAGCGGACCCAGUGUCUAUAAUUGACAAUUCAGCAACUUUAGCCUUACCAAUGGAACCGCUAAAUUUGAGCAACGUCGAUCAAUUGAAGGGCGGAAAUUUUUCAGGAUUUCUCGAUGUCAGCGCUGGAAAUGCAGCCGUUGAGCCUAAUACUGGCGCACUCAGUGAGACGAGCCUGAAAUUUCAGAAGGUCAAAGAGAAAAAGGAUAGAAAAAAGAGUAAAGCAAAAUAUAUUAAUUUGGACACCAAUAUUGUGGACAGCAAAAAGCUCGGUUUAAUGGAUACAGAGAAGCAGAUAUCGAAAAAUGCCACAUUUCCAGCGAAGCUGGAAAUCGGUGACAGUAACAACAUACAAAUUCCAUUAGAUAAGUUGCCUGGAGGUACUAAAAACAGAGUUCUCGACGUAUCCCCGCCGUUAAUGGGUUAUAGUAAUAGGCUUGUGGCCAACGCGGGACCAUCAAGUUUCCCCCCAAAUUCAGCAGCAUUGCAUCCAAAUAGCCAAGCAAGUAUGAUGCCAAUCCUGCCGCUGCUGCAUUUUCCGCCACGUCCUGGCCUUAUACCAUCUGGACCUGGUCUCUUUGCACCAAACUUAACCGGUUUCAAUAAAACGGUUGCUUGUAAUACAGGCUCCAACAUGAUGAUGCCAAACCCAUUUAUGCCAUUUCCUAGUCGGUCCAAACCAUCGCUCAUUGAAACGACGACGGCGACUGAUAAUAAAGCGGCACUUUUGGGUCUUUUGCCGCUUUCGGAUAUCCACUUGGAGCGCAGCUAUUGCAAUGUAGCUCCUUUGGUGCCAGAUUCGAUGAAAUUGUCAAAUCAGCAGCAAUUUGCACCCAAUAAACUACGAUCACCACAUGGUUUUGCGUCCGAUGCGAAGCAAAGCCAUGAAUACAGUGAAAAGGACAUAAGUCACACUUCGCCCAUUUCGAAUGUAAUGCCUGUCGCCAAAGGAGUCGGACUAUUGGGCAUAGCGGAUGAAGCACAGACUAACAAAAUUGAUAGAUCUAUUAAAGCCAUCAAGUCUGCAGCAGCCGCUACGGGUAACGUUGGAGACCCAAUCGAAGUAUCAGAUGACUCGAACGAUGACGAAUCCAAGGCAAUAAAAAAGAAUCAACAAAUUCCCGACUACCCACAAGCACAUGCUCUCAAAUCAGGCUUAAUUCAGCCAUCGAAUCUAUUAAAUUCUGGACCAAUGCAGCACCUUGAAAGCUCUCAUCUAUAUGCUAUGAACGCAUCUGCCUUGCAUUCCCCAAUACCUGACGGUAUACUGUUCAAUAAACAAGCUAAGCCGGCAGCCUUGAAAGUUACACAACCCGAGAAUAAUUUAUCGGCCGCCAAUCCGACACCAUUCAACAUAAAUUUUAUGGGCAAUGAUAAAUUUAGCCUAGCUGGCGGCGCCGAUCUGAUACCUUUGUCACGCGUCGAUAGUGGCAUGGCGUACUCAUCUUUAACCGUGCCAGCUACAAGUUUGGCGGCCGGUGCAACAUCUGGAUCAAUGCCGAUUCAUGCGGCUUCUGAUGCCCCCGAGCACCACUUUGUUGGCUCUCUGAAUUAUGACGAUGUCACAAUAACCCCAACGAAUAGUUUGUCGAUAAGUGAACAACUGAAAGUACGUAAACUGCACAAGAAACUUAAAAAACCGAAAGAGGGCAAAAUGAAAAGGAAGAAAGAUAAAAAAGACAAAGUCAGAAAUAAAGUAAAAUGCGACGAGAGGAAUAUGCUGAAUGUCGAUAAACCCAAAAGUCAAGACAAGAAGCAGAAAAGGGAUAAAAAAAAGGAAAAACAGGUGCCGCCAGACGAAUUGCAGAUUCCCAAAGAAAAUCUGGAAAGCGGUAUUCAUCAUACAAAAACCAUGGCUUUAGGCGUCCCACCUGGAGACUCUUUGCCAGCAACUGUGUCCCAAACACCUGUGACACAUCAUUUGGUGUCACCCAAGUUAGAUCUGUCACCUAACCAGGUGCCGAAGCUGACACUUAAGCUUAGUGGCACGCCCACUCAAUCGUUAUAUGAGGGCGAUCGUGAGAUAUCAACAAUAUCUGAUUUGACGCCUCAGACUCCCAAUCGGACUAAAAGGGAACAUUCUCCAGAAUUAGCUCGCUUCUCACCACUUGUCACUAGACCCCCAAAGCCCAAGCAAUGCGAAUCACAAACCUUGAACUUACCUAUGGCUACAUCUGCUUUGGUUUCUGUGCCCAAUACUAGUAAAACACAGACAAUGCCAGCCAUGAUGUCGCUGCCGAAUACACAGGCCCCAAUCUUAAGUGCAACUUCACCCAGUUGGAUGUCGAAUCCUUCUUCUACAUCCACAAUAUCAGCUAGUUCUGUUUUGUUGCCACAACAGUUACUGCAUCCAUCCAAACAGAUCCCAAAAAUGCCAUCGUUGUCUGCCUCUUUGUCCACAACUAUUCCCAGUGUGGCGGCAUCAAGUAGUUCACCAAAACAACCUGAAGGAUCUCAGACAUUGCCUCCAAAUUUGGAAUUAAAUCGACCCUCAUCGUAUGUUGAUGCCGACGGCUAUCGUAUUUGGAUUUGCCCCGCAUGUGGAAAAGUUGAUGACGGCUCUGCAAUGAUCGGAUGCGAUGGCUGCGAUGCAUGGUACCAUUGGACUUGUGUGGGUAUACUUGUUGCUCCAAAUGACAAUGAGGAUUGGUUUUGUCGAGUUUGCAUAACCAAAAAAAAGGUAAAUGGAUCAGAUAAGAAAAAAAAGCGAACCAAAAAGAAAUGAGUUUUUACUUCAUAAAGUCAAUAAAUUAUCACCAGCUUGUUUGAA